This is a messenger RNA of Osmia bicornis bicornis, 3085 nucleotides long. Its product is annotated as protein PELPK1-like. The transcript has 2 exons. Bases 1093 to 2358 code for a protein of 421 amino acids. Gene Ontology annotation, cellular component: cytoplasm; nucleus. Lineage: Eukaryota; Metazoa; Arthropoda; Insecta; Hymenoptera; Megachilidae. The record is from RefSeq and is a predicted model, not a curated record.
AUUUGUUAGAAGAUCCUUAAUAGUUAACUUGUUUUUAUGAUUACAUGAUAUAUUUCAAUAUAACAAUAAAAUUCUAAUUAUCAAUGAGACAGUAUUUUACAAAAUAUCGUGGCUCAAGCAUUCAUUGAAAAUACAGAUCUUGAUAAGUUUACUCUGUCUCACCUUGUCUAAAAAAAAUCGAAGAAAAUUUGUCAAAACUUUCUCGUUCCUUAAAGAAUACUGUCCUAAGAAAGUUUACCGUGGGUUGACUUAUUUCCAAAAAACGAUCCACUUAGGAAAGAAAAAGAAAAAAAAAUCACCCUCAAUAAAAUUGGUAAGGUAACGGUAUCUUCGAAACCAUCUUUCCAGUUCUUUAGCAAUGUCAUGUAUUUAAGACGUAGUUGGUUCGGUCAAUUGUUUUGCGGUUGCUCAGGUCGUACACCUGUCCGUCGUGAAGUUGCAGACGGGAGUAGGAAGGGGUUAUGGUCAAUAAACGCAACCACGUCACACGCAGCCUAUCGGCGACCCCGCUUGGCCCCUUAAAGUGGCUCCGAACGAAAAUCUUACAUGUCGGCCGAUAUUGCUUUUGUGCGUUUGUCUGCAGGAUAUCUUAAGAAAAAUCGAAGUAAUUUUUCUACGAAUGCCGUCAUUGGAUGUGUUUCAUCGUAAAGAAGAUACGGAUGUAAAAUGAGAUCAGUUUGUGCCACGAUUUAGCUUUACGGAGGGUUAAUCGUCCGUUUCAGUGAACUGACCGAAUUGCGUCCGCCAUUGUUGUGAUUGGUGAACGUUCCAGAGAAGACGGCGUUCUUAUAUUGUCGCGCAUGCGCACAUUGUACUACUUGACGACGCUCUUCUUUCGAAUUUUGGAAGACACGCACACACAAAGCAACGUAAUACAGGUAAUGUCUGAGAUACAAAAAUAACGUGAACAUUUAUAUACAAAAAAGUAUGUAAGAAAAAUUAAUAAAUACCAAGUAGGAGACCAGAGAAUUAGCUACAUUUAACCAAAAACGUAUGAAUAAAAUAUAUUUUGUGAAAAGUUUGGUAUUUGAAGAUUACAAAAAUGACAUUGUAUAUAGUUGAUUGUAUCUAUGCUGUGCAUAAUUGCAUGUUAUGCCUAAGGCUAAGAAGAAACCUUACCUUAAAAAGGUAAGGGAAAUGCGAGAAUAUAGACGGCAAAAAUUAAGAAGAGAAACAGAAGAAGAACGCGCCAUUAGAUUAAACAGUGCUGCAGAGAGAAUGAAGAACGCUAGAGCCAAAGAAACAGAGGAGCAGGCAGCAAUAAGAAGAAUGCAGGAAGCUCAACGUAUGGCUAGGCAUCGUGCUAAAAAGAAGCGUUGUCUGGAUGAAAACUUAGCAAGGGAAAUUUCAAAAAUUGCUGAACUUUCAAAGAUGCCUGAUGCAGCAACGAUAGCUCAGAUGUCAGAAAUGAAUAUGACUAAAAUUUCUGCUGAGCUUAAACAAAUGAUGGAGAGAGGAAAGGUACCAGAACAUAUAGUUCAAAUGGCUCAGCUUGCUGAAUUCAGUAAGAUGACUGAAUUGAAUAAAAUGUCUCAGGAUAUGGCCAAAAGAUAUGAAAUGGAAAAAAUGGCAGAAUAUGCCAAGACAACAGAAUAUAUGAAGAUGCAAGAAAUUGCAAAGAUGUCUGAAAUUGCUAAAAUGAAUGAGAUGGUGAAACUGUCAGAAAUGGCAAAAUAUAAUGAUAUCACAAAAAUAAAUGAAAUUGCUAAAAUGAAUGAGAUGAUGAAGAUGUCUCAAAUGGCAAAGAUUAAUGAAGUUCAAAGGAUGAAUGAAAUAGCUAAAUUAAAUGAAAUGGUAAAAAUGACAGAGAUGGCUAAAUAUAACAACGACAUCACAAAAUUAAACGAAAUCGCACAAAUCAAUGAGAUGGCUAAGGAAAUUGCAAAAAUGAAUGAAAAGACAAAGAUGAAUGAGAUGAUUAAAAUGGCAAACAUACAGAAUGACAUCACAAAAAUGCCUGAAUAUUCGAAAAUGGCAGAAAUGGCAAAAUUAACAGAACUGGCUAAAUUGAAUGAGAUAACGAUAACGAAGUUAAACGACCCACCACCACCGAAGGUACCAGAAAUUCCUCGAAUUCCUGAACCUGUGAUUACAGUGCCAAAUCCAAGAAAUUUGCAAAAUGUUCAAACUGUUCAAGUAGCGCAGGCAAGCCCAUCCAGUACAAUAAACUUCCCUACUGUGCCUGGACAGGGUAAAUAUGCUCAGUUAUUGGUUAUUAUUGAGGAACUUGGAAGAGACAUUCGUCUUUCGUAUGCUGGAAGUCGUAGCGCGGCUGAACGCCUUAAAAUGGGUAUUCAGCAUGCUAGAAUUCUUGUAAGAGAAUGUUUAUUGGAAACGGAACAUAACGCGCGGCAAUGAUCUGCCGGCAUACUUAGUGACUAGAUUUUUAGUCGAUUAUUUUACAGGAUAAUGCUAUGUACAUUGUAUGAAGUACAGCAAUAUAUUUUAAAGGGAGUGUCUUAGCAUCCACAAAAAUGUGCUUGUGUAUGUAGCAUUUAUUAUUUCAUAUUUUAUAUGACCAAUUGUAAGUUUCUUAAAAUAAAUCUAAGCAGCGAGUAUUUUUAAACCAUAAAGAGAUCAGGAUAAUAGUAGUUUUGUAACUUCAUAUCAAUUUUCGUAUCAACUGAACUGACUUGAAACGUGCAUUUUUGUGGACGCCUAAAAGAAAAUUAAUCAUUUGAUAGUGCAUAAUAUUGAAUAUGAAUAAAUGAAAAAGACAACAGGAUUGUUUCCAUCGUUUUCUUUUUUGUUUUUUUUUUCUUUUUUUGUUCUGUUAAUUAGAGAGGACUAUCUUUAUUUUAUAGAUAGAUACAAAACAUGGAGGAGUGAUACUUUCUUGUUAAGUUAUCGAGAUUAGCAAAUAGAAAAAUUAAUAUUAGGGAGGGACAGUUUGUACAAGAGCUUUCAUUUAUAUUUUCUAAGAGAAAUGUAUUACAUUUUUGGUUGAAACUAUGGGUACCUAGUAAUUACAGCAUACAUGCAGGAGGAGAUUGAUCAAACAAAAUGUACCUAUGGAAAGUAUAAUCCUCGAAUAUAACUGACUACAAGGUAUAUCUAAAUAAAAAAAAAAGGCAAUUUUCUAUAA